AUGUCGACUCGGCCUGGACUCGCUGAAAAGCGACUGUCGGCACAUCGCUUCCAACAGAUCCCUGAUUAUUCUGGUGACGGCAUGGCCAACCCAAACGAUGUCACCAUUGAAAUUCCCUUAAACCCCGUUCCUAGCCGGGGACAAACGGGCGCUCGCAAGACCAGUAUCAACCCAGCGAGCCCAGACCCCAAUCUGUAUGAAUCGCCGGGAGAGGCCGGUGCCGAAGAAAAGGCCGCCCUAGUCACCGGUCCGGGGCGUCGCAAACGAAUUGAUUCGGCGCGGGGGCGGUCGUUGGAUGACCCAGAAGAUGGGACUCUGACGCGCAUGGGGCGCAUCUAUCAAGCAAUCUUCAACUUCUCCAUCAUCACCAGAUACCUCAUCUACGUGACUCCCCUGGCGCUCUUGAUUGCAAUUCCCAUCAUUGUCGGUGCCACGGUCCGCCAAGAGACGAGGAUUGGCGGCGUGCCCUUGCAUUGGUUUUUUACCUGGAUUGAAGUCGUCUGGCUCAGUUUGUGGGUGUGCAAACUCUUCGCCCACUUCCUCCCCUAUGUUUUCCAGUUCCUGGUCGGUAUCGUCAGCUCCGGCACCCGCAAGUAUGCCUUGAUUCUACGGAGCCUGAAAUUUCCCAUCGCCACCGUCCUCUGGGCGGUGGUCUCCCUGGUCACCUUCCUACCGAUCAUGACGUUGAACCCCGUCAAGAAGGCGGAGAACGACACGGGAGCCAAGUCGUGGGAGAAAACCAUCAAGAACAUUCUGUUUGCCUUAUUCGUCUGCAGUCUGAUUUUUCUCGCCGAGAAAGCUAUCGUUCAGCUGAUCUCGAUCAGUUAUCACCGGAAGCAAUUCGAUAAGAAGAUCAAAGAAUCCAAGCGCAACGUCACCCUCCUGGGGGAACUGUACGAUGCGUCGCGGAGUAUGUUCCCCAUGUAUUGUAAGGAGUUUCGCGACGAGGAUGCCGCGAUGACCGACAUCAUCGCAAGCAAGGUGAAGGGAAUGCCGCGCUCGGGCUCGGUCCCCUUGCGAUUGAUUCGAGAAGUUGGGCAAAAUGUGGGCCGGAUCGGCGACAAGGUGACGGCGGCAUUCGGUGACGUCGCGCAAGAGCUCACGGGCAAAGAAGUGUUCAAUCCCAACUCCGCUCGCUCCAUCGUCACGCUCGCGUUGGAACGCAAGAGGUCGUCGGAAGCCCUGGCCCGCCGAAUCUGGAUGUCGUUCGUCAUCGAGGGGCGAGAAGCGCUGUAUUUCGAAGAUAUUGCCGAGGUGUUGGGUACCGGCAAGGAAGCGGAGGCGGAGGAAUGCUUCCAGAUUUUGGACCGGGACGGCAAUGGCGAUAUCAGUUUGGACGAGAUGAUCCUAACUGUUGGGGAGAUUGGCCGCGGAAGGAAGGCACUGAACCACAGCAUGCAUGAUGUUGACCAGGCGAUUCACGUUUUGGACAAUCUGUUGAUGACGAUUGCGUUCGGUAUCAGCGUUUUGGUCUUUGUCUCAUUCGUGACCAGCGGCUUUGGCACGGUGAUCGCUGCGGGUGCCACCUCUCUGCUAUCCCUGAGUUUUGUCUUCGCCACCUCCGCUCAAGAAGUCCUUGGUUCCUGUAUCUUUUUGUUUGUGAAACAUCCUUUCGACGUCGGCGAUCGGGUGGAAAUCGACAGCAAGCCAUACACAGUGGAACGUAUCUCAUUGCUUUUCUCGGUCUUUACCAGUGUGACCGAUCGUCGAACCACUCAGGUUCCGAACGUCGUGCUGAACACGCUUUGGAUUGAUAAUUUCACCCGUUCUAAUGCCAUGCAUGAAACGUUGACCAUUCCCAUCAAAUUUGGCACGAACUUCUCCGAUAUCGAACUGCUUCGGCAAGAAAUGGAGGUCUUUGUGCGCGACAAGGAGAACAGCCGUGACUUCCAGCCGGAUGUGAGCAUCGAUGUCGCUGGGGUGGGUGAUAUGGAUAAGCUGGAGCUCGCCGUCACCAUCUGCCAUAAAUCCAACUGGGCCAUUGAGUCGGUUCGCGCAGCUCGUCGCUCCAAGUUCAUGUGCGCAUUAGUUGCGGCUAUCCGCAAGAUUCCUAUCCGCGCCCCGGGUGCAGCGGAUGAGGAACCUGCAGCGGAGGACAACAACGAUGAUAAGCCCGAUGGCGGUGAUAACAACGGCCCUGGCCUCAACACCGACAAGAUGGCUGUGUCCGGACUCACCGCGACGGAUAGCCUCCACGAUUCGACCAUGCCAUACGGCGACUCGCGCUCGACCGGACUUGACCUUGGCCGGGAUUCUGGAUCCUUGCAGCGUCGUGGAGGCGGGGCCUCAGCCAGCUCUUACAGCCAAGGCACCUUCGUCGAUUCCAACCGCUCCACCGGGGAAGGCGAGAGACCCGACGCGGAAAGCUUACAAUCGCCCGUCGUCUCCCCAAGAAAGGAUCAGUUGAGCGUCCCCCAUGGCACCCUUAACCGCGAGCCAUCGACCGGCCGUCGCAAGGCCAACAGCACACAGAGCCUCCAGAGCAUCCAGAGCACCUAUCCCACUGCCACAGGCGGUGUUCCCAUCCUCGCUGCGCCCGUUCCGCCCCGACAUGCCACCACGGCUCCAGCCCCACCGCCCUCUGCACCACUGCCGCCACCACCGGCAGCGGACUUCCAGCCCUACCCGGGCCACUACUACGAGGACAAUCCGUAUGACUCCAGCCAGCGGUAUGAGCUACCCUCUAUGCCGCAGCCCUCGGAGCAGGAGGUCUACGGGGAAUACCCGUCGCCGCAAAUGAAUCAGUCGCCGACCGGCGAACAACACCCCUCCAACGAACGGAUGCCUGGUGCAUUCGUCUCGCGCACAUCGCAAUACGGAGCAAACAACAACCCUCGGUGA
Aspergillus bombycis is the source of this 2841-nucleotide messenger RNA. Its product is annotated as serine/threonine protein kinase. Gene Ontology annotation, molecular function: calcium channel activity; calcium ion binding. The transcript is spliced from 2 exons. The record is from RefSeq and is a predicted model, not a curated record. Bases 1 to 2841 code for a protein of 946 amino acids. Gene Ontology annotation, cellular component: membrane. Gene Ontology annotation, biological process: intracellular calcium ion homeostasis; calcium ion transmembrane transport. NCBI's taxonomy places the organism in Eukaryota, Fungi, Ascomycota, Eurotiomycetes, Eurotiales, Aspergillaceae.